Molecule: messenger RNA, 1269 nt
Organism: Closterium sp. NIES-65
Lineage: Eukaryota; Viridiplantae; Streptophyta; Zygnematophyceae; Desmidiales; Closteriaceae
Source: the annotation of a GenBank genome assembly
AUGGCUCUGUUUACCCCGCAAUCCCUUAUCCUUUGCCUGCGCCCUGCUUCCCCCCUCCCUCUGCCCUGCUUUCCCCCUCCCUCUGCCCUGCUUCCCCCUCCCUCCGCCAGGCUUCCCCCCUCUCUAUGCCCUGCUUCCCCCCUCCUUCCGCCCUGCUUUCCCCCUCCCACCGCCCUGCUUCCCCCCUCCCUAUGCCCUGCUUCCCCCCUCCCUCCUCCCUGCUUUCCCCCUCCCACCGCCCUGCUUCCCCCCUCCCUAUGCCCUGCUUCCCCCCUCCCUCCGCCAAGCUUCCCCCCUCCCUUCGCCCUGCUUCCCCCCUCCCUCCGCCAGGCUUCCCCACUCCCUCUGCCCUGCUUCCCCCCUCCCUCUGCCCUGCUUCCCCCCUCCCUCUGCCCUGCUUCCCCCCUCCCUCCGCCAGGCUUCCCCCCUCCCUGCGCCCUGCUUCCCCCCUCCCUCUGCCCUGCUUCCCCCCUCCCUCCGCCAGGCUUCCCCCCUCCCUGCGCCCUGCUUCCCCCCUCCCUCUGCCCUGCUUCCCCCCUCCCUCCGCCAGGCUUCCCCCCUCCCUGCGCCCUGCUUCCCCCCUCCCUCUGCCCUGCUUCCCCACUCCCUCUGCCCUGCUUCCCCCUCCCUAUGCCCUGCUUCCCCCCUCCCUCCGCCAAGCUUCCCCCCUCCCUUCGCCAAGCUUCCCCCCUCCCUUCGCCCUGCUUCCCCCCUCCCUCCACCCUGCUUCCCCCCUCCCUCCACCCUGCUUCCCCCCUCCCUCCGCCUGCUUCCCCCUCCCUCCUCCUUGCUUCUCCCCUCCCACCUCCCUGCUUCCCCCCUCCUUCCUCCCCGCUUCCCCCCUCCCUCCUCCCUGAUUCCCCCCUCCCACCGCCCUGCUUCCCCCCUCCCUAUGCCCUGCUUCCCCCCUCCCUCUGCCCUGCUUCCCCCCUCCCUUCGCCCUGCUUCCCCCCUCCCUCCGCCAAGCUUCCCCCCUCCCUUCACCCUGCUUCCCCCCUCCCUCUGCCAGGCUUCUCCCCAUCCCCUUCCUUGCUUCCCCCCAUCCCGCUCCCUGCUUCCUCCCAUCCCCUUCCCUGCUUCCCCCCAUCCCGCUCCCUGCUUCUCCCCAUCCCCUUCCCUGCUUCCCCCCAUCCCCUUCCCUGCUCCCCCCCAUCCCGCUCCCUGCUUCCCCCCAUCCCGCUCCCUGCUUCCCCCCAUCCCGCUCCCUGCUUCCCCCCAUCCCGCUCCCUGCUUCCCCCCAUCUCCUUCCCUUCUCUACACGGUGCAUAG